AUGCAUAUGUUGAACAUCCUAUUUGUGCUCUUGGCCUUUAAGGCUACUCACGCGGCCGCGGAUAGUGUCACGGUCAAACUCGACCUCAUCGACGCUCCGGACUGGACCCACAACAUUCGCGACGGAUAUUGCUCGCACCAGGGCGUAAGCCGGACAGGGUGA
This is a messenger RNA of Aspergillus melleus, 162 nucleotides long. RefSeq lists its product as uncharacterized. The coding region runs from base 1 to 162 and encodes 53 amino acids. The transcript has 2 exons. The record is from RefSeq and is a predicted model, not a curated record. NCBI's taxonomy places the organism in Eukaryota, Fungi, Ascomycota, Eurotiomycetes, Eurotiales, Aspergillaceae.